AUGGAUGUUGUCUGGUCUUGGCCGCCAGUGACGAGAACCCUCGUCAUAGGCUCCUUCAUCACCUCUAUUGGUGUCUACAGCGGCGUCCUUCCCGGCUACCCUCUGCUCUUCCUCCCGUAUAAGGUCUUCACCGUUCCGCCGCAGAUCUGGAGGCUGGUCACGGCUUUCUUCAUAACUAGGCCACGGACCGGCAUUAUAUUUGACCCAUACUUCUUGUACCAGUAUGGUACACAGCUGGAGGUCUCCUCGUCGCGCUUCUCUGAACCCGGCGCCUUCCUCACGUACAUUGCCUUCAAUGGCCUUGUGAUUGCGGCUCUGGCUGGCUGUGGGCUCGGUUCCGCCAUCUUCCUCCCCGCCCUCCUCAUGUCUGUCACGUACACCUACGCCCAGGACAACAGCAAUAAGAUGGUCACGUUCUUCAUCUUCAAUAUUCAGGCCAAAUUCUUGCCCUAUCUGCUAUUGGUAUGGACCUUCGUUGCGGAUGGGCCCCAAGAAGCCAUGCUCCAGCUCACCGGCCUUCUCGCCGCCCAUCUCUACGAUUUUUUGACUCGUAUCUGGCCGACUUUUGGUGGCGGCAGCAACCCCGUCAAGACUCCGAGAUUUGUCAGGGAGUACUUCGAGGGAGGGGGUGUGCGCGCCACUCCUCAACAGCGUGGCUUUGGUACGGCCUUCGCUCCGGCGGGAGAAGCGCGCACUACUGGCUCAGCUGGCUCAGCUUGGACAUCGACCCGCGGUCCGGGCCGUCGUCUCGGUGGAGAAUGA
This is a messenger RNA of Diplodia corticola, 762 nucleotides long. Its product is annotated as der1-like family protein. Gene Ontology annotation, biological process: endoplasmic reticulum unfolded protein response. Bases 1 to 762 code for a protein of 253 amino acids. The transcript is spliced from 3 exons. Gene Ontology annotation, cellular component: Hrd1p ubiquitin ligase ERAD-L complex; endoplasmic reticulum membrane. The record is from RefSeq and is a predicted model, not a curated record. NCBI's taxonomy places the organism in Eukaryota, Fungi, Ascomycota, Dothideomycetes, Botryosphaeriales, Botryosphaeriaceae. Gene Ontology annotation, molecular function: ubiquitin-specific protease binding; misfolded protein binding.